AUGGCGCUCCCACAAGCUGUGGCUACACUGGGGGUCGUGCUGGGCAGUCUGCUUAUUGUUCUUGUGUACAUUCUUUCCUACGUCACCAUUGACAUCCUGGCCAGGGCAAGCGAGCGCUCUGGGAAAUGGACUUUUGGCGAGCUGAUCAACUCAUACCUUGGCAGAGCAGGGUCCGAAACACUGCGAUUUUUCAUCAUCAUCAACAACGGAGGGCUGCUGAUCACCUACACCAUCAUGCUGGGAGAUGUCUUGGUGGGCAAGGCCCCUGAGUACAAUGGAGUCAUACCGAACCUGACUGGCAUUCAUACGGGCGACUUAUGGUCUCUGAAGUCUCUGGCCUGGGCGGGUGCUGUCGGCCUGUUCCUGGCGUUAGGCUUCUCGUCGCUGACAGUCGCGCUGGUGGUCCUGGCCGGGCUGCAGGGCCGGCUGGGCAACAUAUCCUGGCUGCCUAACCCAGACCUCACCGGCCCAGACCUGAAGGACAAAGUCCUGGGCGUAUUCUCCACUCUGCCUGUCAUCGCCCUGGCCUACGUGUGCCACUACAACGUGCACCCGCUGCUGCGGGAGCUCAAGGCAUACUCGCACAGGCGCUGGGCCAUCGUCCUCCACUGGUCUCUGGGACUCUGCACGGUCUUCUACGUCAUCAUUGGCGUGGGCCUGUACCUGGUCUUCCAGGAUGACACCCAGUCUGACGUCCUCCUGAACUUCAGUGUGGACUCUCUAGGGCCCCUCGUGGGCGACGGCGUGGCAGAGGCCAUCACUUACAUUGUGUGGCUGGGGUAUGCUUUCAAUCUGAUUGUCACCUAUCCCAUGAUCCAGUGGGGCCUGCGGGAGGUCAUUGCCGAGAUCGUGUUUGGCGCUCCAACAGUCUCGACUGUCCCGUGGGCGCUGAUCACCGUUGUAAUACUGGUUGUAACAUACGCCAUCGCCAUGGUCGUGCCCAACAUUUGGCCAGUCAUGACCAUCACUGGCGCGACGGCUGCUGUGGCGAUUGGCUGGAUAUACCCUGCCCUGAUCCUCAUGAAGACCGAGGGACCGAGGUCCUGGGCACGCAGGGCCGGCGCCACAAUUGUCAUCCUUCUGGGCCUCGUCACUGCUGUUGUGGCGGUGUGGAGCAUCCUGGGGCCCUAUGUCUCCAAGAUGUGGGGUCACUAGCUCCUGACGGGUUGGGGGACUAGUAGGGCUGGAAAGUUUGUGUGUUCCUUUAUGUACUUUGUGUAUCUGUUAUGAGCUGAUCAGAGCUUGUGAGGGCUGUUGCAUGUCACGAAGCUUGCCCAGUUGAAUUGGGCCAGUCAUCUCUGUCGCUCGCUCUGCCUUCAUGUCUGGUUUUCUUUUACAUGAGUUGGACAGUU
Molecule: messenger RNA, 1352 nt
Organism: Coccomyxa subellipsoidea C-169
Lineage: Eukaryota; Viridiplantae; Chlorophyta; Trebouxiophyceae; Coccomyxaceae
Exons: 9
Coding region: 1-1155 (384 amino acids)
Biological process (GO): amino acid transmembrane transport
Molecular function (GO): amino acid transmembrane transporter activity
Source: RefSeq, a predicted model, not a curated record